Pisolithus orientalis is the source of this 2739-nucleotide messenger RNA. RefSeq lists its product as uncharacterized. The record is from RefSeq and is a predicted model, not a curated record. Gene Ontology annotation, cellular component: cytosol. Gene Ontology annotation, molecular function: mRNA binding. Lineage: Eukaryota; Fungi; Basidiomycota; Agaricomycetes; Boletales; Pisolithaceae. The transcript is spliced from 5 exons. The coding region runs from base 1 to 2739 and encodes 912 amino acids.
AUGUCUCGCUUCGACUCUCACGACAUCCAUCCACCCCCCGGCCUUCUGAUCAACCGCUCUGCGAUGGACUGUGAUAUCCGUCGACUGUACUCCUCAUCCACACCCGUCAAUCAUUCAGCGGCGUCGCUGGAUCGACAGAACUCUCAGCUCUAUACUACGGAUAUUAGUCACGGCAAUUCAACACUCUCCCCCGCAUACGGGAUCCAUGACAAAGAUUACAUGGGUCUCUCCCGCGUGGUUGACGGUUGGACUGCCGCGGUAAAUAGGAACGCGGGCACUUUAACCAGUCCACAAAUUCAGCACGUCUUCUCCCCAAACCACAGCCGUCCAUCCCCUUCCCUUAUAACAGGUCCUUCGCCUCCUAGCCACACAUCAUCACCAGCCUAUUAUAGCAACUCCUCCGAAGCUGAGCGGGAUAGCUCAUUGACUCGCUCAUACAUCCAGCCCACCCCGUCUAUCCCACAGUCCAGCACAGCUUCCUCCAUAGGAAAUGCCAGCUUCCGCACCGAUAUACCUCGUUCGACCCUGUGGUGGGGAGGACUCGAGCCUUGGAUGGACGAAGAAUACGCAAAGCAGGUUUGUAGCUUGAUGGGUUGGAUUCCCGUCAAUGUCAAGGUACCCAGUAGCAGUGAAGACCCCUCCGGCCAGCAAGCCAACAAUCCUGGCUACUGUUUCUUAGCGUUCGCGUCUCCUGCUAUUGCAGCCUCUGCCCUUGACCAAGUCAACGGAGUCGGCGGUUCCAAGCCCGUCCUGAUGCCCAACUCGAACAAACCCUUCAUGCUGAAUUGGGCGUCUUCUGUUUUGGGUUCUCUGAUGCCCCCCACCCUUACAUCAUCAAGCCUCAUCUCACCUGGGCCUCAACAGCAGUACCAGAAGGAGUAUAGCAUCUUCGUCGGUGACUUGGCUCCAGAAACAUCAAACUCGGAUUUGGUCGCCGUCUUCCGCAAUCCACUACUUGGCUUACGGAACGACCGUGAACCCAAAUUCAUCCGCCCCUUCCUCAGCUGUAAAAGCGCCAAAAUCAUGCUUGACCCUGUUACAGGCGUUUCAAGGGGAUACGGCUUCGUCCGAUUCACUGACGAAGCAGACCAACAGAGAGCACUAGUCGAAAUGCAUGGCCUUUAUUGUCUGUCUCGCCCCAUGCGGAUAUCACCUGCAACAGCCAAAUAUAAGCCACCCCAACCGCAGAUCCCAUUAAACCUUCCGACUGUGCCAUACCCGUUGUUACCCCAAGCUGGCGAGCAGCGGUCGAACCCAACGGUAUCCGUACCACCCUCGUCUGCGAACCGAGCCAGAAGUGUCUCCUCUCCUAUUGCUGCGUCUAUCUGUAGUGGAUCGUCGUCAUCCACUAGCACUCCCGUUGUGGUUGCCAGCCCUGGUACAGUACUGAAGGACUCGGCCUCCGUGCCGCCCACUGGCACCACGUCGAGUAACGGCGUUUCAUCCGGUGUUUUGUCUCCGCCGUCAUCAGAAGAUGUCCUAGGUAUAUCUUCUCCCACCGCAGCCCUUUAUGGAACGGUGUCUUUGAAGGGACACGCUGCUACAGGCACUUCGUUGCUGCCCUCCAGCUAUCCGCAUGGUUCUCAUGAACAGAACUCUCUUCCGCGGUAUAAUUUCUCUGAGGAGUCGUGGAAACACCAUGCUCAAGCACGCGCCAUCCUCGGAAAUUUGAUUGGGCCGAACGGCGAGCAACUCACUUCCACAGACCCUUACAAUACCACUGUCUUUGUUGGUGGACUGUCCCCUUUGAUAUCAGAAGACACCCUGCGAACUUUCUUCGCGCCCUUUGGUGAUAUUCACUACGUUAAGGUUCCCGCUGGGAAGCACUGCGGAUUCGUUCAGUUCGUACGAAAGGCUGACGCAGAAAGGGCUAUCGAGAAGAUGCAAGGAUUUCCGAUAGGCGGGAGCAGAAUACGAUUGAGUUGGGGAAGGAGUCAAUAUAAAGCUGCACAGGCCGCUGCACAAGCUGCGCAGACAGCUGCUCUUCAGGCCCAACUUCAAGCCCAAAUGCCCGCAAAUCUGACUACACCCCUGUCUUCCGAACAGGCCCUCCAACUUCUGCAUAAAUUGGGCAUUUCCAGCUUUGGUGGCCAGACUGGAGCUAACGGCCAAGAUAUGGAAAAUACUGGCCACGUCGGUUCGAAGGGUGCAAAUGGUAGCGUUGAGGAAAAGCCUUUCUGCGCGAACCAGGUUCGACCAGACGGCAUGAUUUCCACUCCUUUUCAUGAUGCGUUCUCCAACUCCUACGUGCCGCAUUCCAUGGCCACGGGUGCAGUGGAUUACCAGCGUCACAUGCAACCGCAUUUCUCCUCGUCGUUCUCAACUUUCUCCCCAUUUUCACCUGAUCCUGGUGCUCUUCUGCUUGAAAACCGGGGGAACCAAUCUAAAGAACUUUCUGCGUUGGACGCAAUUGCUCACGCGGAGCACGUCAGAGGAUUUGAUUCGAUGGCUCCGGAUAGCGACAAAGUUGCGGAAUUCUUGAGAGGUUCUAUUCGAAUGCCAAAUAGUCCCCAGAAGCUUGGAACGUAUUUUGAUCGUUCGCCUCCUCGUCAGGAGCCUAUCUCUCGGCCAAACUCCGGUCAAACGUCGUCCCAAGGUCACUCCAGUCAAUGUGACCCGAAGGAGGAGCACGAACCUAUACAUGAUCUUAAUGGCACUCUCGCAAGUCUGAACUUGGAUCAUAGUAACCCAUGGAAAACCUCCAAAGAAGGCUCCGACAUGCAAGUACGGGGCUCUUGA